Messenger RNA from Ceratosolen solmsi marchali, 1948 nucleotides. RefSeq lists its product as uncharacterized. Lineage: Eukaryota; Metazoa; Arthropoda; Insecta; Hymenoptera; Agaonidae. The transcript is spliced from 5 exons. The coding region runs from base 351 to 1718 and encodes 455 amino acids. The record is from RefSeq and is a predicted model, not a curated record.
CCUACCUGCGUUAAAAUAUUAAUUAAUUCAUAUAUAUUCUCGAUUUCUGUACUUAAGUACACAACACGCGCGCGCCUAUGUAACAAAAAAUAGAUGCGUUCACAUACUUUCGUUUGCGUUCAUAUUAUAAUUAGUAUUUGAAUAUUCAAUUCAUGUAUGAUUCCAAUUUUAAUUCAAACAAGGAUAAUUACAGUGCGCUGAUCUUUUGUGUAAUGUAUUACGAACCGUAUAAACUACUGCUGUAGUCAACUAUAACCAUACCUAAAUAUAAUUAUCCUCGAACUUUCUCAACAUUUUGGUUUAUACUGUCAUGAAACCGCUGUCUUCAUUUUAACACAGAUAAAUAAACCAUGAAUUUGCCAACACCUGAAGAUACAACUAAUAAUUUAGUUGUCCAACCAGAUAUACAAACAAAAGAAUGGGUUAAAUUUGAAGAUGAAGCAGUAUCUGUUGUUUCAUCAACUUCAAAUAAAAUUGAUAAUAUGAAAAAACUAGAAACAAAUAUACCAGCUCUUAUAAAAUCAGAAUCAUUGACAUUCAAAAUCAAUAAAAUUAAGAAGCCUUUAGACGAAAAUCACAAAAGAAAUGAGAGUUAUAGUGGAGCUGUAAUAGCAACUAAUUCAGUUCAAAUUAAUUUAGAUCGUUCUGGGAUAAAUCGUACCAUAACAAAUGAAAGUUUAGAACCUAACCUGCAACUAUCUGUGGCAGGAAUUUAUAAUACAAAAAGUGCCUCUUUGAAAACUAUAGAUUUAAGAGAUACCAUUCAUGGUAGAAAUACCAUAAAUAGUCCUUUUGGUAAUAUUAGGCAAGGCUUUGCCAAUGGUGAUAUCAUUGUUACUUUGUUACCAGUUAAUACUAAGUGGCCUUGGAUUACACCAGCUAGAUUUCGUCCAGAACUUGUACCUGAAGAAUUAAUGGCACAAGGAUUAACACUAACAGUUGAAGAUUAUGUGCAUAUAAUGGAGCUUCUUGUAAAUGAUGUUCGAUUUAAUAUGUAUAAUAUAUGCUACAAAAGAAUCCUUGUUAUUUGGAUAUUUACUGCAUUUGUAGUGUUAUUGGGAUUGUUAUUCUCAGGAGUAACAGGAUUGACAUUAUUUGGUCUAGGAGUAAUGUGGCUGGUUUUAAAUGCUGCUGCCAUAUUUUUAUGCAUGUUUAUUAAAAUUAAAUUGAAUUAUAAUCUUGAAAAGUGUAUGGCUCAAGUAAAUAAAUCUCUUCUCAGACAUAAGAUUUUACUUGGUCUUGAUGAUAGAGGAAUUAUUUCAUGUCACAAAAUUAAUUUAUGUUUUAUAUAUUUUGACACAACGGAUUGUAUUAAAAAAUUACAAGAAAUAAUUGAACAAGAAGAGCAAGCUGGUAGAGCAAUCGAUACUAAUGAGAAUUCGAGAUCUCAACGUCAGCGUGAGUUACAGCAACGUAUGGAUAUUGAUGACAGUGAUAUUGUCAUUCAAGGCAAUACGACUACUCGAGUGUCACGUAAACAGAACAAAUGCGAGCAAGUAUUCUGCCGUUACACACAACGCUGGGCAAAGGACUAUUUACGCCGCCGAUUGGAUUGGACAGUCGAUGAGGAAGGAGGAAAUCCUUUUUCGUCCCGACAUUUAUCGACUGCUUUGUGUCCCUGCCAGUAUAUUGAGGAAUGGUUGCAUAAUAAGAUCCAUGUGCAAGGAAGAGACUUUUGCCCUCGAUGGAGUAGUUUCCUUCGAGAUAAAGGCAUUUAAGAUUGAAAUUAUGUUGUUAGAGGAGUGAAUUGACAAAUAAAUGAAUGAAUCGAAUUAUUUGGUAGGAUCAAUGACUUAAAUGAGCGAAUCAACGAGCUAAUUUACAUACAAAAAUUAUUUAGAAUAUCAUAUUGAGGAGCACAUUUUCAAUGUUAUGACUUGAUAAUUAAUAACAUACAAGCGGCUCAUUUUUUUUAUAUCAGUAUAAUCCGUUUCCUAAACUCUUAAAU